Messenger RNA from Eptesicus fuscus (big brown bat), 661 nucleotides. RefSeq names its product interferon omega-1-like. The transcript has a single exon. The coding region runs from base 93 to 617 and encodes 174 amino acids. The record is from RefSeq and is a predicted model, not a curated record. NCBI's taxonomy places the organism in Eukaryota, Metazoa, Chordata, Mammalia, Chiroptera, Vespertilionidae. Gene Ontology annotation, cellular component: extracellular region. Gene Ontology annotation, biological process: natural killer cell activation involved in immune response; T cell activation involved in immune response; B cell proliferation. Gene Ontology annotation, molecular function: type I interferon receptor binding; cytokine activity.
CGCGCUUUCUAGGGAUCCCAAGAAGGAAAGUUGCUGGUGAUUGUGCCCGCGACUCCCCCUGGCGGUAGUGCCCUGAAUCACUGCAAUUCGCAAUGGCCCAGAUCUCUCUGUGGCUGGUGGCAGGGGCCAUGCUCUGCUCCAGCCCUGCUGGUUCUCUUGAGGAGGACAUACGCUGGCUCGAUAUAAGAAACAACAAGGAAGUCUUAAUUCAUUUGUAUCACCUACAAAGGACCCCCCCUUACUUAUGCCUGGAUGACAGAAACAACUUCAAAUUUCCUUGGAAUUUGGAGACAAUCCUCAAAAUGAAGAAGACACAACGCACCUGUUUCCGCCAUGUGAUUCUCACGCAGAUCUUGUAUGUCUUCGCAACAAGGCGCAGCUUUGCUGAAUGGGACCACAGCCGCCUCUCUGAACUAAUCUCCAGCCUUCAUCAGAGCCUGGGGGACCUGGAGGACGAGGCGAAGACGGAAGGAAAUAAUUUGGCUUGUCCCAAGUUGGGAGGUCUCAUCUGGAAGUACUUCCAAGGAGUCUAUAAGUACCUGAAAGAGAAGAAAUACAGCUCCUGUGGCUGGGAAGUUGUUUUAGUGGAAAUGAUGAGACGCCUUGGAAAAAUGUAACAAUCCUCAUAUAAAAUUCAGAAUAAAUUUAUAUGGUGACUGAC